This is a messenger RNA of Fusarium redolens, 2145 nucleotides long. RefSeq names its product mannosyltransferase putative-domain-containing protein. Gene Ontology annotation, cellular component: Golgi apparatus. Gene Ontology annotation, biological process: mannan biosynthetic process. NCBI's taxonomy places the organism in Eukaryota, Fungi, Ascomycota, Sordariomycetes, Hypocreales, Nectriaceae. Gene Ontology annotation, molecular function: alpha-1,2-mannosyltransferase activity. The transcript has a single exon. The coding region runs from base 456 to 2060 and encodes 534 amino acids. The record is from RefSeq and is a predicted model, not a curated record.
CAUCGUUUCACGUCUCUCAUCUGCCUUCUUCAUUGUUCGAAUUUCUUGUUUGUUUUGAUACAAAAACCAUGAUUCAAAUCACAUGAUUCUUCUGAGCUGUUGCUCUGUGACUGGUUGACCUCCUACAAAGUUUGCGACAAAACCCUGAAAAGGCGUCACGAAACAUUACGACUGCUCCAGAUUUAUUCCCAAACAACUACUUACGCAAGAAGGGGGUUUUUGACACGGGGGUUUUUGACACGAAUUGACCAUGCGCAACGACAAUUAUUCCUCGCUACCAGAAAACUCGACAAGCUCCAAUUUUGACGAUACUCGUUAAUUGACAGCAGAUAACGACGAUAUCACUCUGGCCUCGGGCCUCUAUUCACUCGCUUUCUUCUUCUGAUAUCAGCCAGACGUUCUUUGUCAUCCCAACAAUCAGUUCCUCUAUCAAAGUCAAUUCCUCAACCAUCGCGAUGCUCUGGUCUUGGCGCGAUGACGCCUCCAAAAGCGGGAAAUGGGUCAGCGUCGUAACAGCGCGCCAUCGUCUCGUCAAAAUCCUUGGCGUUUUCAUCUGUUUCAUCUGCGCCCUCACGCUUUGGGAAUUCUGGGCAGAUCUCUCUGUCGCAUACAAAAGAGUCUCCUCAUCAAGCCUCACGCAAACUAACGAAACCCAAUCCGACUCUUCAGCCACGUUGAAGACCCCGCUCAAUCCAAACCCCAUCUCUACGAGCAGGCCUCAAUUUACUGGACCAACUGAGCAGACAACAAAAUUCUGGGAGAACCUUGUUGAGGAACUUUAUGCGGCGGAACCUCAUGGUGAUGAGAUUAAACCGCCUAAUUCUCUAUCACGGGACAAAUUCGAUCCUCAUGGCUCUAAGGCGCAGAUCCACACGGACUGGUUGGAAGUGUCCGACGAGGAAGUCGAGUCACUGAAGGAAAAUCAUGCAAAGUUUGUUCAAAGUCUUCGACAUUUGGCUCCAAAAGUACCGUUCAAACGCAACACCAAGGGCGUUGUCAUCACUGCCAAAGGAUCGGCAGUUGGUGUAGCAGCCACGGCCGUACGGAUGCUACGACAUGUUGGAUCACGUUUACCAGUUCAACUAUUCCUUGACUCGGCAAGCGAAGCGGAGCAUGAACAGUGCAACGAGACACUAUCCGGUCUGCAGGUGCAAUGCUUGAAUAUGGACGAUUUCUUGAAGUUGCCUGAUACGGCAUCUAUUCAGCAACCAAAGAUUGAAAAGUACCAGUACAAACCUUUGUCGAUUAUCUUCUCCAGCUUUCAAGACAUCUUAUUCCUUGACUCUGAUGCCUUUCCUAUUCGAAACCCGGAUCACCUCCUCACCGUGGAACCGUAUAAGAGUCGUGGACUUGUGACCUGGCCCGACUUUUGGCUGCCAACUAUAUCGCCUCUCUUCUACAAGAUUGCCGAUGCCAAGAUGCCCAAUGUCACCAUCGACUCCAGAAGUUCAGAGUCAGGAGUUAUGCUGUACAACAAAGCGAAGCAUGCAGACAGUCUCUUGCUCGCGGCAUACUACAACUUUUACGGGCCACGAUUUUACUAUCAACUUCAUUCGCAGGGUGCUUGGGGAUCAGGUGACAAGGAGACUUUCAUGCAGAGCGCAUUGGUCCUGGGCAACCCCUAUUGGCAGGUCACCAAGCCAGCCAAGCUCAUUACCGAUGAAAAAAUCAACUGGGGGAGCGGCAUCUGGCAGGCUGAUCCUGAACAAGACUGGAAGCUGCAAACACAAAAAGGACGAAACCAAACAAUCGUGUCUACAAGGAAGCAGAAACUAAGGAUAACCGAGGACGAAGUAAACAUUACAAGUACAAUGUUUGCCCAUCUCAACAGAGUCAAGUUUGAUACAAGGCACCCAAGUCAGGUACUGGAAGACCUGGUACCUGAGCGUCCUGACGGAACUCUCUCACGGCUUUGGGGAGACGACGUCGACAAGAUCACUGAUGUUGCUGGAUACGAUCUUGAAAAGGCCAUCUGGGAGGAGGCCAUCAAGGCUAAUUGUGACCGAGAAUUAAUGGAGGAAUGUGACAAGAUACGAAAGUAUUACGAGGCAACGUUUUAGAUGGGAUGAGUGAACGCUCACACGGCCGUAAUAAUAAUGUAGAUAUAUUUUUAUUGUCAUCAUAGCCUAUUCAGAAUACAUGUUU